Messenger RNA from Acanthosepion pharaonis, 660 nucleotides. Lineage: Eukaryota; Metazoa; Mollusca; Cephalopoda; Sepiida; Sepiidae. The record is from the annotation of a GenBank genome assembly.
AUGCUAAAAAAACAAAACCUUUUUCUGUAUGAAGUAAUUCGUGUGGAUCAUAACAGUGCCUACAACUACAAUGCAGCUGUAGAUGCAACCUCUUUGGCAAUAUGUGCUGCUGCGUCAUUUGGAAUUGGUUUUGUCACAGUGGAUUGGAGCAAAUAUGGAGAAUUGCUGCUCUUCUUUGUCAACAUGGUCAUUGGAGGAUUGAUGGUGUGGAUGAGUUUUACAGAUAACAUUUGGGUGGCUUAUGUGUGUUAUUUAAUUAUCCGAAUUAUAUUCCAGACCGUUCUUACCAUUGCAACUUAUCAAGUUGCCGUUCAUCUGAGUAGUCGAUGUUAUGGUUUGGUUUUUGGUCUUAAUACCUUUCUGGCCUUGAUACUUGAAACAAUUAUGACUGUGAUUGUUGUUGAUAAACACGGACUUAAUCUUGAUGUUAGAACACAGUUUGUUGUCUAUGGAGGGUACUUUGGAUUUCUGGCGUUACCUAGAGAGAAGUCCUUUCCUGUCCAAAAGGCCACUCCUUCCACAUGUUUUUCCCAUCCCUCAACCGCAGUCCCUUCAGACAAACAUAUUCGCCUUGCCACACCCCCAGUUCUUCUCCCACGAAAACUCCUGAAAUGCCCCCCCCCCAAAACAAAAGACUCCGAAGGCCAACACAGAACUUAA